Messenger RNA from Trifolium pratense (red clover), 2524 nucleotides. Its product is annotated as heat shock 70 kDa protein-like. The transcript has a single exon. The record is from RefSeq and is a predicted model, not a curated record. Bases 1723 to 2274 code for a protein of 183 amino acids. Gene Ontology annotation, molecular function: ATP hydrolysis activity; ATP-dependent protein folding chaperone; misfolded protein binding. Gene Ontology annotation, cellular component: cytoplasm. NCBI's taxonomy places the organism in Eukaryota, Viridiplantae, Streptophyta, Magnoliopsida, Fabales, Fabaceae. Gene Ontology annotation, biological process: protein refolding; cellular response to unfolded protein.
UUAUUUUUUUUUAUAACUAAUGUUUCUUAAUUUUAUCCAAGUGUCACUUAAUUUUUGUCCUUUGCACCCUCAAUUGAUCACUAGAGUACUCUUUAAUGUUUCUUAAAAAUGUAUUCAUGUCUUAACCCUUUUUUAUUGGCCUUUCAUAGUAGACAAAGCCAAAAUCACAAAAGAGCAUACUGAAUUUGAAUUAUGAUAAAGUUAGUGGUACGAACAGAAAAACGAUCUUCUCAAUUCCAAAAUCCACCGUAAAUUGUCCAGUCAAAAUCUGGACCAUCCACUUAUGUUUAAUAAUGUGAACAGUGCACUGCAACAAUAAUAUGGAUCUCCUCUCAUAAGAAUAAUUCACAAUGAGUAGAUUGAUUGAUUAACAUAUAAAAAAAUAGAAAUAAUAUUAUUUGAUCAUUCCACAUUAUCAUUCCUAUCAAAUUUAUUAUUGAUUAUCAUCUACCAUAGAAUGGGGUAUUUACAACUAAGAGAAAUUAACAUUUAUAAUUUAUGAAAAGUAACGUUCAACCAUGUAAUAAAUUCAAGGGCAAAAUGCACUCACCUCCCUUAAGGUUUACAUAUAACAUACACCCCUAGACCCCCUCUAUUCUCUUUUUUUUUUUUUUUGAAAACUUGGUAUCCGACCCUAGGACCAACCCCAGACCCCCACUAUUCUCUUAUUAAACACAAUGAUAGUGAGGAUUUGAAUGAUUCGGUGGUAUGUAUAGACAUUAAUUAAAUUACUACGGUGCAAAGAAUGUUGUUUCUUGUAGUUAAUCUUGCUCAUAUCCAAAAUCAAUACUACACUCUAAUUCUUCCCUGCCCAAAAGGCAUGUCGCCUGCAUAAUUUGCAGCUUCUCAUCUCACAACCCCCACAUACUGCACGAACAAGAUGCAAAGCAGCAAAAAAACAGGGUGAAGUUAUGUCUUGGACUAUAAAAAUUAAGAGCAACUUCUCUGUAGCUGUAACACUGUUUCAUGGAAGGAGGAUAUAUUCAACAAAAGGAAAAACAUUUGAAUGGUUGAAGAUGGUUGGGACUUGAUGUAUUUGAACGGAGGGAUAACAGUGUUAAAGAGAGAAGGGAGGUAACCACCAAUUUAAUGAAAACUUAAGCGAGGUUAGUGUCUAUUUUAAAAUUAGGGGGGUGAUUGUGUCAUUUGAAGGAAACUCAGGAGAUCAGGUGAGUGUAAUUAUCCCUAAAUUCAAAUAAUUAUAAAAUAGCUUUUAUGGUCAAAAUGUUGUUCCAAUUUAUUUUUUUUUAUGAUCAACGUAUCAUCUAUGAAUUGCAAAUAAAUUCAAAUAAUUUGUUGGUUUUUUAUGUUGGCCGCAUUUUGUUAAAACAAUGUUCUAGCAAGAUGUUGGGAAAAUUGCUUUUUAGGCCCCCCAUGUUGCUCUUACACCCCCCAAGAAUCUCAAAAUACCCCUAUUUAGACCCAGAUUAAUUUGGUUCAUACAAUCCGAAACACCAAAUAUUUGUAUUACAGGAUACGAACACGCUCCAGUUCGUUUCGCAGGUACCGAAGUAGUGUUUUAUAGCUACAACAGGAGGUUGAAAAUGGCAAAAAGCAAGAAAACACAUGGCUUCGUAAAUUAAGACCCGAACUUGCUUUGAUUCGUAUUGUAACUUAUGAAACUGUUCGUCUUUGGUUUUCGCGAACCGCAUACACUUCAUCACUUUGAAAAAAAUUGAAUUUUAGGGCUGUGAAGGGCGGCUUUUAUGGUUUCAAACAAAAAUGGCUAUCAAGGGUUUCAUUCAAUCAGUUUCGAAUCUUAUGAGGUGCUACAAGCCUACAAGAACAAAGGUUUUGAAUGUUUCUGCUGAAGAUAAAACAGGUGGAGUGAAGAACAAUAUAACUAUAACAAAUGAUAAGGGAACGUUGAGUAAGGAAGAGAUAGAGAAGAUGGUGAAAGAUGUAGACAGGUAUAAGGCAAAGGAUGAAGAGGUGAAGAGGAAACUGGAGGCGAAGAAUUCCCUCGAGAAUUAUGCUUAUAAUAUGAGGAAUACUAUUAAGGAUGAGAACUUUGGUGGAAAGUUUGGUUCUGAUGAUAAGGAGAAGAUUGAAAAGGCAGUGGAAGAGGCUAUUCAUUGGUCAAAUCAGUUGGCUGAAGUGGAUGAGUUUGAGGAUAAGCAGAAGGAGUUGGAAGGAAUUUGUAAUCCUAUUAUUGCUAAGAUGUAUCAAGGUGGUGCUGGUGGUGAUGUGCCUAUAAGAGAUGGUAUGCCUAGUGGUGGUGCCUCUAAUGGGGCAAGUUCUAGAGUUGGACCUAAGAUUGAAGAGGUUGACUAAAGAAGUUAGGGAGGGACAUGUUUUUGAAACCUUGUUUGUGUCUAAUGGGGUACUAUGAUAAUUGUCUUGUGUCAUGUUUAAUGUUAUAUUAGAGAAUGUAGGCUUGGUAAUGUGGGGCUGGGCUUGUUGAAUCAUGAAUAAUGUUUUUAUGUUUUUCUGUUAACUCUGUCUAUUUUCUUUUUGCUUACUCAUGAAUAGUGUAAUUUUGAGAUAUGAAAUAAGAUGAAUGUAAUUUAAUUUCUGCCAUCAA